This is a messenger RNA of Aphanomyces astaci, 2504 nucleotides long. RefSeq lists its product as hypothetical. Gene Ontology annotation, biological process: (1->6)-beta-D-glucan biosynthetic process. The record is from RefSeq and is a predicted model, not a curated record. NCBI's taxonomy places the organism in Eukaryota, Oomycota, Saprolegniomycetes, Saprolegniales, Verrucalvaceae. Gene Ontology annotation, cellular component: endoplasmic reticulum membrane; plasma membrane. Gene Ontology annotation, molecular function: glucosidase activity. Bases 1 to 2223 code for a protein of 740 amino acids. The transcript has 7 exons.
AUGUUUCGAAUGAUGGGGCACGUUUCUGUGGUGGCGGUUGUGGUACUGGUGAUGGUACGCGACUCGAUGGAAGAGGACAUGGGACCGCCAACGUUGCCUACUCGGUCGGGGGUGAAAACGUGGGUGGACGUCGACACCCCCGAGCACGCCCGACGCAAGCAGUCGUCUCGGGGGGACGACUGGCAGUUGGUCAUGAGCGACGAGUUCAACCGGGACAAUCGGUCGUUUGUGGCAGGGGAGGACCACUUGUGGACGGCGCUGGAUAUCCCCGAUGGAGUGAAUGCUGCGCUGGGCUGGUACAAUUCGUCCAACGUGUACACGAAGGACGGGCGGCUGGUGGUGCGGGUUGACGAGGGCCCUCGCAACGCCACGUACUUCAAUCAGUGGCUUGAGAUCCCCGCUUGGGAAACGCGCACUAUGCACUACACUGGGGGGAUGCUGCAGUCGUGGAACAAAUUUUGCAUCCAGGGGGGGCUCAUUGACGUGGCCGUGAAGCUUCCGGGGGCUGUGGACGCCAAGUCCUGGAACCCACAUGUGCGCAAGAAGGUGAAACCCACGGAUCCAAUCACGGACGUUCGGUUCUAUCCGACAUGGCCGGGGGUUUGGCUUAUGGGGAACCUGGGCCGCGCUCUUUUUUCAGGCUCCACGACACGAAUGUGGCCGUGGAGUUUCAACGAAUGUGAUCACGCAUUGGCGCCGCACCAGGCCAUCAAUGCAUGCAACGGCAGUGUUGGCUUUGGACUGAACCCGUACCAAGGGCGAGGGGCCCCCGAACUGGACGUGCUUGAGGGGGGGGGAGUUGGCAUCUCGUCGUCGCUUCAAAUCGCCCCCGGCAUGCCAGACGCGUACCGCACGCUUCCCCCCAUCACGACAGCCCCGUAUUACGACGUGUGGUACUGUACGUAUACCAAAACGUGUCGCACUCCCGGCGCCAACCUUGCAGAUGCCCCCACGAGUAUGUACGUCAACCGAACGCACAAGAGCUGGUACCAAGGCCUGCGGUAUGCUGCCAACCUUCGAUGUCCGUCCAAUCGGCAACAAAAGCAGUCGUUUGACCAGGUGUGGGCCGCAAGGGGAAACAUCACAGCCAACACUUACGACAAGACUCAAAUGAGCGCGGGGCAAGAUGUCCACGCCGACUUGGGGUGGAUGGACAACGAAAAGCGACGGUGGGGCAUCAAUGCCAACGGUUCGAUGUGUUUUGCCAUUGGCAACGGAUACACGGGGACGUUUUUGUGUGACCCUGACAGCUACAACCCGAAAUGUGCCGCCCCUCGUCGUCAGGGGGUCGAGCCCACCAAGCAAAUGGACUCGUUUGAGUACCAGAUGGAUGCCAUCUCUGCGAAUUGGAACAUCAACUUUGAAGCAUACACGACUUUGUAUCGGUAUUCUUUGGAAUGGGUCAUGGGCCCCCAAGGGUACGCCCGAUGGAUGCUUGAUGACAAUCCAAUUUUUGAAGUCCCCGCGUCGUCAGUGGAGAAGGUGCCGCAAGGGGGCGCGACCCCCAACCCGUCCAAGUUGAUGAUUGAAGAGCCGUUGUAUUUGAUCAUGAACAUUGCCGUGGCCAAGUCCUGGGGGGCGACGCCCCCCAACGUAAACAUCGGACCGUGUCGAGGCGAUCCCACGAAUCCCCCGAAGUACUCGGCGGCAUGGAACCUAUCCAACAACAUUUGCAACUCGUUUCCCAUGUUUAUGGAAAUCGAUUAUAUCCGCAUCUAUCAAGACCCGACGCGCAUGUCAGUGGGCUGCGACCCUGCCAGCCACCCCACCAAGGAGUGGAUUGCGGGGCAUCUCGACAAGUACACGAACGCGAACAACCCCCAUGUGGUCGUUACAGGGCGUGCCACGUGUCGAACAGACGACGACUGCACCGUGGACGCAGUCGCCAUGACGGGUCAUUGCCGCCGUGGUCGGUGCGAAUGCUUGAAAAGCUACGGCGGUCCUCGAUGCACAAAAUUCAUCCCCGGGCCCCUGGACGGCCCCACCGUGUUCCAUAGUAUGGUGCUGGUCGGCGUCUGUGCCACCCUUCUGCUUGUCACGUGCGUACUGCGAGCAGGCCGCAUGCGCUCGGCGUGCGCCGAAGCCCACCACCGGCGCGAGCUUCGAUUGAACGCUGACGACGACGACGAAUGUGAUGACGAUGGAAGCGACGACCACGUCCAAGGCGAAGGAUCGUCGGACGACAGCGAAGGCCGGCACCACAACCACUCGCAUUGUUUUUAACUGUGCCCCUCGGCAUGUACUACUUACUUAUUUUUGGUAGGAUUCUUCAUAGUCUUGUUCCUAUGGGUUACAUCAAGUGCUGCGAGAUGCCGCGGUUGAGGCGUCCAGUGUGUCGAAUCGGCUCCUUCAAAAUGCCUUGGCGCAAAAACGAUUCGACAAAACUCACCAAGUCGCUAAAGAUGGCCGUGCCUUCCCGCACUUCGUGGGGCGGCACAAUCGAAUACGAUCCCUGUGAUAUGUAUAUAUCAUACAAGAUAACGUUAGAAAUGUGAAUACCUCGC